Molecule: messenger RNA, 646 nt
Organism: Gopherus evgoodei (Goodes thornscrub tortoise)
Lineage: Eukaryota; Metazoa; Chordata; Testudines; Testudinidae
Gene: RPS14
Product: ribosomal protein S14
Exons: 5
Coding region: 148-603 (151 amino acids)
Biological process (GO): translation; ribosomal small subunit assembly; maturation of SSU-rRNA from tricistronic rRNA transcript (SSU-rRNA, 5.8S rRNA, LSU-rRNA)
Cellular component (GO): ribosome; cytosolic small ribosomal subunit
Molecular function (GO): mRNA 5'-UTR binding; small ribosomal subunit rRNA binding; structural constituent of ribosome
Source: RefSeq, a predicted model, not a curated record
GGGCCAGGGUCCCGAACCACGCUCAGCUCGAGGCAGCUUCCCCCGGGCUGGGGCUAGCGGGGCUGGUGGCGGGGCAGGGGAGCCCUUUCCUAGAAGGAAGAAGCUCGUAGGAGCGUCUCUACAAAGCGGGAUGCGAAGAGGGAAGAAAUGGCACCGCGUAAGGGUAAGGAGAAGAAGGAAGAGCAGGUCAUCAGCUUGGGACCGCAGGUUGCCGAAGGGGAAAACGUGUUUGGUGUCUGCCAUAUCUUCGCUUCCUUCAAUGACACUUUUGUCCAUGUAACUGAUCUCUCUGGCAAGGAAACCAUCUGCCGAGUGACUGGUGGUAUGAAGGUGAAGGCCGACAGAGACGAGUCUUCGCCCUAUGCUGCUAUGUUGGCAGCCCAGGAUGUUGCCCAGCGGUGCAAGGAGCUGGGCAUCACUGCACUUCACAUCAAGCUGCGAGCUACAGGUGGAAAUAGGACCAAGACUCCUGGACCUGGUGCCCAGUCAGCUCUCAGAGCUCUCGCUCGUUCUGGAAUGAAGAUUGGGCGUAUUGAGGAUGUUACCCCCAUCCCCUCUGACAGCACUCGCAGAAAGGGUGGUCGCCGGGGUCGUCGUCUGUAAACCGUGGCUGGCUUUUGUUUCAUCAUUAAAUCUCUCAACGCAA